Molecule: messenger RNA, 2025 nt
Organism: Rotaria sp. Silwood2
Lineage: Eukaryota; Metazoa; Rotifera; Eurotatoria; Philodinida; Philodinidae
Source: the annotation of a GenBank genome assembly
AUGGGAACAGUUCAUGCAUCAAAAACAUCCAAUAUUAUAAACAGAUCCAUCGUUUGGCUUGAUGCCUCUGUUAAUGAUACAGAAGAAUAUAUCAAUGCUCAACAAUUACUUAGUACACCAGGGAAUUAUUUAAAAACGUACACAGAUGAUAAAGAAUGUGAAAAAUAUAUUCGGUCAGUACCUAAAGGUCAUCGAAUUAUUCUGAUUGUUGGUGGUCGAUCAGGUCGUCUGAUUGUACCUCGUAUUCAUCAACUUAUACAAAUUUCGUCAAUUUUUGUGUACUGUAUGGAUAAGAGAAAUGAAGAAUGGACAAAACCGUAUAGAAAAGUUAAAAGUGUGACAGAAGACAUAAACGAACUCGUAAUUCACAUUUUAUCAGCUCAAGAAAAGCAAACAACUUGCGAUAGAUUUGAAGGACAACUGUCAAUCAAUGUUUAUCAUACUAGUGGGACUCGAGAAAAAUCGACAACUGAACUCAAUGGCCAAUUUGUUCAUUCACAAAUUUUGAUUGAUUGUCUACUUCGAAUGAGAUCUAUUUCGAGAGACAAGAAUGAAUUUAUUACUUAUUGUAAGAAAGAAUAUGCAAAGAAUGAUUCUCAAUUAAAUAUUAUUCGUGAAUUUGAAGAAGAUUAUUCAGCUAAUCGCGCUUUGACAUGGUAUACGAGAGAAUGUUUUAUAUAUCAAUUAUUGAACAAAGCUCUCCGAGUGCAAAAUAUUGAUUUGCUUUAUUUAUUUGGAUUUUUUAUUCGUGAUCUUCGAAAUCAACUUGAACAAUAUCAAUUUCCAUCAUCAAUUCGUGUCUACCGAAGUCAAUUAAUGUCUAGAAAAGAAGUUCAACAAUUGCAAAAUUUCAUGGGGCAAUUGAUUUCAAUGAAUUCAUUUCUUUCUACGACACUUGAUCGGGAAGUGGCUAUUUUUUUCCUUGGUGAUAUCGAAGUAUCGAAUGGUGAUUUGCAACCAGUUUUGUUUGAAAUUGAAGCGGAUUCUCGCAUUGAUGGUGUCAAACCUUUUGGUAAUAUUACUCCGUUUAGUUAUAUUGCUGACGAAGAAGAAGUAUUGAUGAUGUUGGGAUCAAUCUUUCGACUUAUUCAUAUUCGUUAUGAAGGUCAAUUGUGUAUCAUUGAAUUAGUAUUGAGUAGUGAAAAUGGUCAUGAUGUUAAGCCUAUCUUCGAUCAAAUGAAAGAUGACUAUCAUGGUGAAGGGCAGACAAGUGUUGGCGUAUUUGGUAUUGUGCUCGCUAAUAUGGGAAAAUUUGAUGAAGCUGAAAGAUUCCUUUGUCGUUCACUAGAUGAGUCUCUUCCUGAUAAUGAAACGGAAGAAACUAAGGCGUAUAAUCUCAGUGUUUGCUAUGUCAAUCUUGGUAAUGUAGCUAAUAAGAAAGGUAACUUCAACAAGGGUCUUGAUUGGCAUCAUAAAGCGCUUGAAAUCAGAUUACAAUUAAGAAAACGAAACGAUCCUAGCAUCGCAAGUAUUCAUAAUCUAAUUGGAACUUCUUACUUUCACAAGGGUGAAUACAAGCGUGCGAUUGAAUCUUAUAACGAAGCUUUGAAUAUAUAUUGGCCAAUAUACGGUCAAGAUCAUACAAAAUUAGCAGAAGUUUACAAUAAUAUUGGAGCUGUCUAUUCUAAACAGGAGAAAUAUUUGGAUGCACUUGAUUAUCAACAGAAAGUAUUGAACAUUCAAAAAAAAUAUCUUCACGAGAAUCAUUAUCUGUUGGGCGAAUCACAUAUUAACAUUGCUACUACUUAUCAAUAUCUUGACAACUCUGAUCUUGCAUUAGAACAUUUUAAUGAAGCAGUCAAAAUCUUCCAAAAAUCUCUUCCUUCUCAACAUCCUAACUUUGCAGCUAUAUACAAUAAUAUGGGUGGUAUUUAUGUAAAUAAGCGUAACUUUCAACAAGCACUAUCAUGCUUUGAAAAGGCUGCUGCCAUUCUACAUCAAACAGUGGGACCUAACCAUCCUGAUGCUGUUGAUGUUCAACGAAAUAUUCAAAAUAUUCAAAGUUUUAUUCAUAGACGCAAAUAA